This is a messenger RNA of Malus domestica (apple), 1764 nucleotides long. Its product is annotated as brassinosteroid-related acyltransferase 1. NCBI's taxonomy places the organism in Eukaryota, Viridiplantae, Streptophyta, Magnoliopsida, Rosales, Rosaceae. The record is from RefSeq and is a predicted model, not a curated record. Gene Ontology annotation, molecular function: acyltransferase activity, transferring groups other than amino-acyl groups.
AGGCAGCCAAGCUUGAAAACCCUUGCUAGCUAGAAACAUACUCCAUGGGCACAGAACGUGACAUUGAUGGUUACUUAACCCUAGUUUCAAUCACCAAAACCGUGUCUGUACUCCCAAAAGUUCUGCACCCACCAAAACUUCUCACCCUCUCAAACUUGGACAGGCAGAGUCCAAUCCAUAUGUACUUGGUUUUCUUUUAUAAUUCUAACUCUGCUGCUCAUCAUAAAGACAACGAUCUGUUACUUGAUGGAGCUGAUGAUUCGGUUUUCGGAAGCUUGAAGUGUGGAUUGGAAGAGACGUUAUCGGUGUGGUACCCAGCUGCGGGGAGGUUGAGCUUGAACCCUAGUGAUCAUGGAAACAAAUUCAACUUGUGGUGCAACAACAAAGGCGCUGUUCUCGUCGAGGCGGAGACACCGGUUAAUGUCUCGGAGCUUGGGGACCUCUCUCAGUACAAUGAAUUUUUUGAGAAAUUGGUUCACAAGCCUGUGUUUGAUGGAGACUUCUCUGAGACGCCCUUGGUUGUUGGUCAGGUGACCAAGUUUGGUUGUGGAGGCUACUCAGUAGGUAUUGGUAUCAGCCACUCAUUGUUCGACGGACCGGCGGCGUAUGAAUUUAUGAGUGCAUGGGCUUCCAAUUCUACCAAAACUAAGAAACAACACAAAGUUUCGGAGAUUCCUAAUUUACCAGUGCACGACAGAGGGACACUACUGAUGGACAAGUUUGAUGAAGCUCAAAAGGGGAUUAGUACAGACUUGUUGCCAAACCAAAACGAGGACGGAUCUCCCGGAGUAACUAGGGCUGCAGCCGUUGGUCAUUUAUAUCAAUUGAUCAUACAAGCAGCAGCAUCCAAUGACCACAUGAAUUUCCUCAAAAAUGGGUCUAAUAUUUUGGAUCAAAUUAAUGAUCGUAAUUAUGUUUAUAAGACCUUUCAUCUGAGAGGUACACUGAUUGAGAGUUUGAAGAAAGAAGUUUGUGGUCAUGAAACGAGUAGCUUUCCAUGUUCAUCCUUUGAAGUUGUGGCUGCUCACCUCUGGAAGGCAAAGACCAAGGCUUUAGGAGUGAAGAAGGAAGCAAUGGUGUGCCUACAAUUUUCCGUCGACGCAAGGAACAAGGUGGACCCCGUACUUCCCCAAGGCUUCAGCGGCAAUGCGUUCGUGCUGGCCUCCGUUGCCCUAACGGCGGCACAGGUGGAGGAAGCCACCCACAAAGCCAUCGUCGAGAAGAUAAGGGUGGCCAAGAACUCUGUCACCAACUCCUACGUGAAGGCAUACAUGGAGGCAGUUGGUGGGCCACAGACUACUCUGCCUCCCCUUGAGGAGCUCACUCUGGUAUCUGACUGGACCAGAAUGCCCUUCCACAAAAUAGGGUUUUUGCAUGAAUCGGCCGCAUAUGCGUCUCCGUUGGUCUCUUCGAUCUCGCAGGUCGCGUACUUUAUGCAAAACCCUAGUGACUGUAAGGGCAUUGACAUGAGAGUCGGAUUGCUUCCGCAAUACGUCAGUGCCUUCUCUCGCUGUUUCAUUGCUAACGACUAACAAGCAAUGAAGACGCACAAAUCCCCCAACUCUGUGGCUAAGCUCCGAUAGCGAAGGAAGUGCUGUUGAUAUUAAAUUAGGUCAAGAGUUCGAGUUCGAUUGGUCCAAUUGUUUGGUUGAAACUAUUGUAUUUGUUUUGCGUUUACUUUCUCUUUUUGUUGGUAGUUGGGUGUGAGCUUUAGUCUGAAGGUGGUCUGUGGAGAGAUUAAUUAUUAUAUGAUUAUGAUUUCCA